AUGCCACCGUGGGUGAAAGUUCCCGAAGACCUGGAAGAGCCAGAGGUAUUCCAGAUCCAGACGCGGCUGCUGGAUGCCAUGUUUCUCUCAUCUUCUCCCACUGGCCCAGAUGGAUCUCGAACCCCUUACAGGGAGCAGGUGAGCAAUGCCAUACUGCAGCUGAGGGCUCUGGAAUCUUCAGAUCUCACCGAGGUCGUGGUUUACGGCUACUGCUGGUACGAACUCCGGACAAAGUGAGCGCUCUAGUGGCACCACCAGUGGCAGAAGC
Molecule: messenger RNA, 268 nt
Organism: Carlito syrichta (Philippine tarsier)
Lineage: Eukaryota; Metazoa; Chordata; Mammalia; Primates; Tarsiidae
Product: developmental pluripotency-associated 5 protein
Exons: 2
Coding region: 1-237 (78 amino acids)
Biological process (GO): regulation of gene expression
Cellular component (GO): cytoplasm
Molecular function (GO): mRNA binding
Source: RefSeq, a predicted model, not a curated record